AUGUGUAAAAUUACAGUGUAUGUGUAAAAAUUACAGUGUAUGUGUAUGAGUGGUGAUGUGUUAAAACCAAAGUUUUGCUGAUAUUUAAAACAAAACAGGGUCAAUUACAAUAGAAAAAGAGGAAAACGAAGGCGAGGGCGCAGCACAGACACGAUGAACUACAAUCCAAACGCGGGUAUAAGGAAUCGUAAGUGGGAAAAUUCUCAAGGCGGCGGACGGGCGCGUCCAAUUAAACGGGUGAGCGAUGUGAACGCUAUGGGUCCAUCUGCACCAAUGCCCAGUGGCUCUGCCUUUAUGACGCCGACUGCGGCACCCACAAUGUUUGAUCCGAACAUGUACGCGGGACCAGCACCACAAGCUAACAAUUAUGGCUUUAAUGCAGGCCCAACAGCACCACAUCAGCAGCAGCAGCAGCAAAGCUUUGGCUUUACCACGGCAGCACCACAACCAACGCAACCGCAGGCAGCUGUACCACCUGGACCUGGACCGGCGUCAUUCGGAUUAGGUGCACCACAGCAGCCGCCUUAUGGUGCUGCACCCGGAGCUGUACCGCCUGGCGGGCAAUAUCCACAGUUUGCCAUGUUCCAACAGCCCAUUGUACAAGACAUGGCUAUGCAAUAUGGCCAACGUCUGGCGGAUCAGGGCAAGCAGCUGGUGGAGAAUCAGUUUGAAAAGUGGGUGCCAGUGGCUAAACUGAAGUACUACUUUGCCGUUGAUAAUGCCUAUGUGGGUAGGAAGCUGCGCUUGCUCUUCUUCCCUUACAUUCACAAGGACUGGUCUUUGAAGUACGAUCAAGAGCAUCCAGUGCAGCCUCGUUAUGAUAUCAACGCUCCCGAUCUCUAUCUGCCGACUAUGGGUUAUAUAACCUAUGUUAUUGUUGCCGGUUUGCUGCUGGGCAUGCAGAAUCGUUUCUCGCCCGAACAGCUGGGAAUUCAGGCAUCCAGCGCUAUGGCCUAUAGCAUUUUCGAACUUGUUAUCUACUCAAUAUCGCUGUAUGUGAUGAAUGUGAAGACGAGUCUCAAGACUUUGGAUUUGCUGGCAUUUACGGGCUAUAAAUAUGUGAACAUCGUUGUCUGUCUUCUGAUGAGCACACUGUUCUUUCGAUCUGGCUACUAUAUAGCGUUAGCAUACACCAGCUUCGCCUUUGGUUUCUUUUUGUUGCGCACUCUGCGAACAAAAUUGUUGCAGGACAACUCUCCGGCAGCUCCCAGUGGUGCCAUCAACUAUGAUCCUUACGGGAAUCCACGGCAGUUUGAUUAUAGCGGCGGACGCAAACGGAAGCUAUACUUUCUCUUCAUUGUGAUUGCCGGACAGAUGUUGUUUGCCUUCCUGCUAUCCAAGCACUUGUAUCUGCCCGGUGUGGAUCCAUUGGCGACGCUGAAAGCGCUCUAAAAAAUAUGCUUAGUAUAAUUUUGUGAAACUCAUUGAAUUAACCGGGGGCAAUGAUAUAAUACAUACAUUUAUCCAAGCACACAUGUCUGUAGUAUAAACUCUCAAAAUCGAUGUGUUAAAUGUUUCCAAAACAAAUGCAAACAAAAUCAUUUCCAAAAUGUUAAAAUCUUAGUGGUAUCAAUUGAGAUUAGCGGAAAUGAAGCAUACUAACUUUUUUGUUAAUAACAACUUAAAAAUAAAACACAUUUUAUAAAUAAAAAGAAAUGCUUAAAAAGAAA
This is a messenger RNA of Drosophila innubila, 1670 nucleotides long. It is a transcript of the gene Yif1, whose product is annotated as protein YIF1B. Gene Ontology annotation, cellular component: endoplasmic reticulum-Golgi intermediate compartment; COPII-coated ER to Golgi transport vesicle; endoplasmic reticulum membrane. The coding region runs from base 154 to 1392 and encodes 412 amino acids. Lineage: Eukaryota; Metazoa; Arthropoda; Insecta; Diptera; Drosophilidae. Gene Ontology annotation, biological process: endoplasmic reticulum to Golgi vesicle-mediated transport. The record is from RefSeq and is a predicted model, not a curated record. The transcript has 4 exons.